This is a messenger RNA of Ahaetulla prasina, 3419 nucleotides long. It is a transcript of the gene CDC45, whose product is annotated as cell division cycle 45. Gene Ontology annotation, cellular component: DNA replication preinitiation complex. Gene Ontology annotation, biological process: mitotic DNA replication preinitiation complex assembly; double-strand break repair via break-induced replication; DNA replication initiation. NCBI's taxonomy places the organism in Eukaryota, Metazoa, Chordata, Lepidosauria, Squamata, Colubridae. Gene Ontology annotation, molecular function: single-stranded DNA binding; chromatin binding; DNA replication origin binding. The transcript has 18 exons. The record is from RefSeq and is a predicted model, not a curated record. The coding region runs from base 72 to 1790 and encodes 572 amino acids.
AUAAGUCACUUCUGCGGGGAAGAGUGGGCAGGAAGCUUUAGUUUAAAAAAGCGGAGACUACAGCUCCCAGAAUGCAGUUCGCGCCAUCGGUCCGUCGAUGUUUUCUUUCCGGCUAUGCGCAAACCGACUCAAGCGGAACGCGGGUGCUGCUUUUGGUAGCUUCAGACAUAGAUGCAUUAUGUGCUUGUAAAAUCCUCCAAGCUUUAUUCCAGUGUGAUCAUGUGCAAUAUACAUUAGUCCCAGUAUCUGGAUGGCAAGAACUGGAAACAGCAUUUCUAGAACAUAAGGAUCAGUUCAAGUAUUUUGUGCUCCUAAACUGCGGGGCCAACACUGACUUGCUGGAAAUCCUUCAACCCGAAGAUGAUACCCUGUUCUUUGUCUGCGAUACUCAUAGACCUAUCAAUGUAGUGAACAUUUACAAUGAGACUCAAGUCAAACUCUUGGUCAAGCAAGAUGAUGACCUCGAGAUCCCUGCCUAUGAUGAUAUUUUCAGGGAGGAAGAGGAGGAAGAGGAGGAUUCUGGAAAUGAAAGCGCUGGAUCAGAGCCUGCAGGAAAACGUAGACGAUUUGAAGAGGAAGUGGUCGAAAGAACAAUGAAAAGACGCGAAAGAAGAGAGUGGGAGGCCCGCAGGCAAGAAAUUCUUUUUGACUACGAACAAUACGAAUAUCACGGGACAUCAUCUGCCAUGGUGAUGUUUGAUUUGGCGUGGAUAAUGUCCAAAGACUUGAACGAUAUGCUGUGGUGGGCUGUUGUUGGACUAACAGACCAGUGGAUCCAAGACAGAAUCACUCAAAUGAAGUAUGUGACAGACGUCGGAACUCUCCAGCGUCACGUCACCCGGCAUAACCAUCGCAACGGGGAUGAAGAUAACUCCCUUUCAAUCGACUGCAUGAGAAUCGCCUUCGAAUAUGACUUGUGCCUUGCUCUUUAUCAGCACUGGUCUCUCUACGAAAGUCUCUGCAAUACUUGUUACACAUCUGCCAGCUUCAAGCUUUGGUCUGUUCAAGGCCAGAAGAGGCUGCAAGAAUUCUUGGCUGAUAUGGGCUUGCCUUUAAAGCAAGUCAAACAGAAAUUUAAUUCCAUGGACAUAUCCUUGAAAGAGAAUCUUCGGGAAAUCAUUGAGGAGUCUGCAAAUAAGUUUGGAAUGAAGGAUCUGAGAGUGCAAACCUUCAGUGUCCAUUUUGGUUUUAAAAACAAGUUUUUAGCCAGUGACAUUGUGUAUGCCACGGCGGCGUUGAUGGAGAACGUGGAAAAGGAGGAGAGCCAAACGGAUAAUUUUAUCAAGGCUUUGGAUAGUCUUUCCAGGGGUAAUCUUGACCAGUUGCUUCAAGGCCUGGAGCUGGCCAAAAAGCAGCUGUGCGCCAUCCAGCAGACGGUGGCCAGCUGCAUCUGCACCAACCUUGUCAUCAACCAGGGACCGUUCCUCUACUGCUACCUCAUGGAGGGUACUCCAGAUGUGAAAUUAUUCUCCAGGCCGAUAUCCUUAUGUCUGCUCACCAAGUGCCUCCUUAAAUCCUUUGUUUCUUCUACCAGAAACAAGCGCUGCAAACUUCUGCCCUUGGUUAUGGCAGCCCCCAUGAAUCUUGAGCGAGGGACAGUGAUCAUGGUGGGGACCCCACCUCACACAGAAAGCUCCGACAAAAAAAACUUUUUUGGGAGAGCGUUUGAAAAAGCUGCCGAAAACACCAAUUCUCGGACUUUACACAACCACUUCGAUAUGUCUAUAAUUGAAUUGAAAAUGGAAGACAGGAGUAAAUUUCUCGACGCCCUUAUUGCUCUUUUAUCCUAAUGGUAAGCUGUUGAAGAACGUCGGUUGUUUCUCUCCCACUACGGGAAAAUUUUUUAGAGCCACUUAAACCAUUUUUCACAUUGUGGCAUUGGCUGUAUUUGGAAAAAUAUUCCCUUCUUGGUAGAAGGGAACGGAGGCAUUAUCAUCCAUGUGUUUUAUAUUGUACAUACGAAUCUGUAAAUACCUUGUGUCUACCAAAAGUUUGCCUAGAUUUUAUGUAAGCCUGUUUUAAACCGCUUUUAAGAGUUUUAGUGUGUAACCCAUGGCAGUUUGCGCUUGGAAAAAUGUAAUGAAAUAAAUUUUUACAUUUUAUAUCUUGUUUGUACAUUAACAUCAUAUCAUAAUACAUUAAUACAUUAAAAAAUAAUUACAAGGGGAAAGUUUCCUUUUAAUGUGGCUUCUACAUGUAUUGGUAUUAGUUGAAAGACAUGAUAAAACGUUAAAAAAAAUUGUUACUCAAUUGUGCUAUGUCCACUUUUUUUUUUUUUUUUAAAUUAUCUGUAACUUAGCAUUUCUGUGCUUGUAAAUCAUGGGUUUCCAGCCAAAUUUAUUGCGUGAACUCAGCUAGUUGGGUUAUAUUGGGAAAAAAUCCACGGCUUUCAUGAGUGCAAACCACUUUUAUGAGUGUUUGAUCAACUGAAGUGGCUUAUUACUAUUCUUAUAACUUCCUCUUUUUUUCUGGGUGUUAUCCUAAAAGAGGACGUGACCUGGGGCGCUCACAUUGCAGCCCUGGUAAAAAAAAGGCCCAGCGGAGAUUAUACUACCUGAGGCUUCUCAGGAAACAACAAGUGAAUGGAAAACUGCUGGUGAUCUUCUACUGCUGCACCAUAGAGAGUAUUUGAACUUACUGCACCUGUGUACGGUUUGCCAGUUGCACAGUGGCAGAUAGGGCAGCACUCCAGCGGGUCAACAUCAUUGCCCAGAGGGUCAUUGGUUGCCCUCUACCCUCUUUGGAAGAGCUUUAUAGCUCCUGCUGCCUUAAGAAAAGUUCAAAACAUUCUUAAAGAUCCAUCUCAUUCUGGGCACCCUUUUUUUUUGAACUAUUACCCCAUCUUGUGGGGGGGGGGAAACAACCUGGAAAAUAUUUCUUCAGGAUUCACAGGAGUUCAAGCCCACGGGAAAAGGAACUCUUCAACAUGUAAAAAAGAUGCUGAGACUCUAGAAAGAGUGCAGAGAAGAGCAACAAAGAUGGUUAGGGGACUGGAGGCUAAAACAUAUGAAGAACGAUUGCAGGAACUGGGUAUGUCUAGUUUAAUAAAAAGAAGGACCAGGGGAGACAUGAUAGCAGUGUUUCAAUAUCUCAGGGGCUGCCCCCAAAAAAGAGGGAGUCAAGCUAUUAUUCAAAGCACCUGAGGGAAGGACAAGAAGCAAUGGGUGGAAACUAACCAAGGAGAGAAGCAACCUAGAACGAAGGAGAAAUUUCCUGACAAUGAGAACAAUUCAUCAGUGGAACAACUUGCCUCCAGAAGUUGUGAAUGCUCCAACACUGGAAAUUUUUAAGAAAACGUUGGAUAACCAUUUGUCUGAAGUGGUGUAGGGUUUCCUGCCUGGGCAGGGGGUUGGAUUAGAAGGCCUCUAAGGUCCCUUCCAACUCUGUUAUUAUGAAAUUAAAUGGAUGGUGGGUUAGGA